Molecule: messenger RNA, 1188 nt
Organism: Ogataea parapolymorpha DL-1
Lineage: Eukaryota; Fungi; Ascomycota; Pichiomycetes; Pichiales; Pichiaceae
Exons: 1
Coding region: 1-1188 (395 amino acids)
Biological process (GO): spindle pole body duplication; protein import into nucleus
Cellular component (GO): nuclear outer membrane; nuclear pore transmembrane ring
Source: RefSeq, a predicted model, not a curated record
AUGUCGUUUCUUACGCCCACGGCUUCAUCUAUCAAUGGAUCAUACUAUACACCAGAUGAAGACACCUUUUUGCAGACAAGGCGGAGAAUCAGUUUUUCUAAUCGAGGCACGUUAAACUCGUCCACUCCUGUUGGAUCUGCGCAUUUUACACCAUCUCCCAGAAAACCGAUCCCAGCGUUGUCUCCAAGCAAGUCCGCUGGCAUACCCAAUACCCCAAUCAAACCGUUACUUUCAUCUCCAUUUAAAGUUCCUCAGAGCACUAAACCGUUAAUAUCUUCAACUCCUUUAGCGGGACCAAAUACUCCUGUCAAGGGGCCCAUGUCGCCUCUUUUGCGCAAGAAAUUCCAACAGCAGUUUCCCGGCACUCCUCAGCUGUCUGAGAAGCAAUCGCCACAAUCAAUCAACAGCAACAUUUAUCAGCGAUCGAUAUUCAAGCCAAGGCACAAGUCACCUUUGAAAGAGAGCUCAAACCUGCCAACACAAGAGAAACCAGCUCAAGUCGAACCAAAGGAUGAAAGCGAGUUGCAAAGUCCCUACGUUGAGCUUGCUUUGAGUAGAAUAGUCAAUCGCGACGCCGAAAUUCGCACAGUGAUAAUAAACACCCUAAUGAUGCUACUGUACCGGUUUCUUGUGGCCGUGAUUGUUCUGCUGAAUGUGAAGUUUAGGCUUCGUGAUGGGACAUCGCUAUUCCCUGCUGUCCUCAGCCAAUAUUCGAGUUAUGUGAAUCGCACAGUUUACGGAAUCCUGCUGUUCAACAUCGGUGUGAGCUCGCUGCGGCUGAUGAAACCUCAGGACAAAUGUCUAGAUCUGCCUUUGACUAGUCGCCAGCGCAAGUUGCUUGGUCUUCCGCUCGUUAACGGGAUGAACGUUCAGGAAGAGCUCGAGGUUGAUCGGUCGGAGCACAAAAUUUUGCCGAGUAGCCCAACCAAGGACAUCGCGGACACGUCGCUACUAGCGCUUGAUAUCUCAAGAUCAUUUGCGAAUAUGAACAUCUCACAGACAGAGAAAUCGCCGGUUACACUUGUUUCCGAAACGCCUCAGGAGAGGAUUCGCAAACAGCUACUUUCGAGGGACAACGGGCCUGCGUCGCCACAGGCUCGUUUCAAAAAACCCUCGAGCAAAUUCUUAUACGAUACUGCCUCUGCGGGGGGAUUCGACAUCAACAAUUCCGACGUGUCGUUCUAUUAG